AUGCCCGAUGUCAUCGACCUUCUCUCCUCUACACCUCCGUGCCCGAGAGAUCCCCCUCCGCCGCCAUCCACAAGAUCACACUUUGACAUCCCACUCUCCAUCCACGACGAUGAGAUCGAAAAUACAUCCAAAAGAAGACGUCUAAGCUACCAAUCUAUAGGAGCAUCAAGCCAAAAUCCUAUCUCCAAAUCCGCACUAAAUAGCCCCGUCCCGGCCUCCCGAAACCCGCUUUUCUUGUUUUCCGAUGAGGAUAUUCUCCCUUCACCCUCUGGGGGACCGACUAAUGCGAGACUCUCCGCUUGGAACGGGGGUGAUUCGGAUCCUGUUGUUUUUACUUCUUCGGCACCAGAAACCGUGAGAAGGGGUGGAGUGACGGAGACGAGGACUGAAGCGAUUACGAUUACUAUUGAUGACGAUGAUGAUGACGAUGACAGUGCGAAUCAUGUAUACGCGGAGCGGCGCAAGAGAGAUGAAAUUGAGGGGUUUAGUGAUGAGUUGGUAAAGCCAGAUUUGAAUGGUAUACUUGCGAUGUCAUCGAGGAGUUUUGAGGACUGCUCCAAAAAUGACAAUGAUCGUACUGGUCUGAACUUUUCUAGUAGGACUGCGAAUCUGCUAGCUAGUCUGGAGAGUCGGUCCAAUUCGAAAAGCUCAGGGCGGUCUAAGCCCCAAUCCACAACGUCGCGCACGCAGUACGACCGUGAUGUUGUCGAUGUCGAGGAGGAUAUCUUAGAUGAGAUAGCAAAGCCACGGAAUACAAUACGGAAGAAAACGACGACAGCCAGGUUCAUGAGUGCGGAGAAAGAAGCGCGGGCCAAAGAACGAGAAGCUACGAAGGCUCAGCGUGAACGUGAUAAACUGCAAGAGAAAGAGCGCAAGCAGAAGUUAAAGGAGGAAAAGGCUCGGGAGAAACAGCUUGCUGCGGAUAUUGCUCAGGUCAACAAACUGAAGGUGGACAAGAAAGAAUCUACGCCCGAGAUGAUAGUUGAUCUUGCGUCCAGCUUUGAGGGAACGAGUGUAGGGAACCAGACGGUUGAGUUCAUGCACAAGUUGGGCGUUGAAUUGCAUUUCUGUACAAGCGAAAUGGCAAAUAUCGUCCGGUGGAGAAGGAAAGUAAAGGCAAGAUACAAUACCACUGCUGGUCAUUGGGAACCGUGUCCAUUUCACAUUCGACAAGAGGAGCAGGUUCUGGUUUUCUUGACAGCACAGGAAUUCGUCGACAUGGUCAUCUCAUCUCCGUCUACAUCAACCGACACAGCACCGGCCAAUCUAGAUCGGCAUGUACAAAAACUCAGAACCACAUACACUGACUGCAAACCCAUCUACCUAAUUGAGGGUCUAACAGGAUGGAUGCGCAAGAAUCAAAACUCGCGAAACAGAGCCUAUGUCGCCGAAGUACGCCGACAAAUGGACCCAGAACCAGCCUCCUCUCAGCCCUCAUCACGCAAGAGGAAACCCGCCGCCAACAAACCAGAAAGCAGCCCUCCAAUUGACGACGACACUAUCGAAGAUGCCCUCCUCCAACUCCAAGUCGCCCACUCCUGCCUCAUCCACCACACCAACGCCGCCCCGGAAACAGCAGAAUGGAUCAAGAAUUUCACCGAACACCUGUCCACCGCCCCCUACCGACAAGAAAUGAUGGACGGACGUGACGCCGCCUUCUGCAUGGACACCGGCCAGGUGAAACCGGGCGAUACCAAAUCCGAUACGUUCAUCAAAAUGCUCCAGGAGGUACACCGCGUCACGGCAUCAAUGGCCUACGGCAUUGCGGUCAGAUAUCCCAGUGUCGUUGACUUGGUCCAAGCAAUAAGACUGCAUGGUCCUAGCUUAUUAGAAGAUGUAAAGAAAUCCGCUAACAGGAACGGCACCCUGACGGAGUCCCGUAUAGGUCCGGCCGCUAGCAAACGCCUGUAUAAAGUUUUUAUGGGGGUUGAUUCAUCUUCAACCGAUGUUUAA
This is a messenger RNA of Aspergillus tanneri, 1953 nucleotides long. RefSeq lists its product as uncharacterized. Gene Ontology annotation, molecular function: nuclease activity; DNA binding. Gene Ontology annotation, biological process: replication fork processing; double-strand break repair; mitotic intra-S DNA damage checkpoint signaling. Gene Ontology annotation, cellular component: Holliday junction resolvase complex; nucleus. The record is from RefSeq and is a predicted model, not a curated record. NCBI's taxonomy places the organism in Eukaryota, Fungi, Ascomycota, Eurotiomycetes, Eurotiales, Aspergillaceae. The transcript has 3 exons. The coding region runs from base 1 to 1953 and encodes 650 amino acids.